AUGGCAAGCAUUUCGGACCUCCUCAAAGCGCGAUAUGGCUGCGACGAGACUCAUGGUUCCGGUGCAGCCAACCCGACUCUGGAAACUCUUCUCCAACAUAAGUCAGUGCGGAACUUUAUCCCUCAAGCGUUGGAGCCGGGAACACUUGAGAUUCUAGUAGCUGCGGGCCAAAGUGCAGCAACCUCGUCCAAUUUGCAGACAUGGAGCGUGCUGUCUGUAGAGGACCCUUCACGAAAGGACAAGGCCGCAUUCUUGUGCGGUGAUCAGAACUUCAUUCGCCAAGCUCCGCUGUUCCUUGUCUUCUGCGCCGAUCUGAGCCGCCUUACAAGAGUAUCCCAACAGCGUCAAACCGCCGGCGUGGGCCUGGAAUAUACUGAAAUGUUUUUGAUGGCGUCGAUCGAUGCCUCCCUAGCCGCGCAGAAUGUGUCGAUUGCGGCCGAGUCUCUGGGCUUGGGUAUUUGUUAUGUGGGCGCUCUGCGCAAUAAUCCGCGGGAAGUCGCUGAGUUGUUUCACUUCCCGGAUCGUGUCAUUGGCCUCUUUGGACUCGCAAUUGGUCGGCCUGAUCCAGCUGAUACCGCUUCUGUCAAGCCUCGGCUGGGUUUGGGCGAGGUGCUGCACAGAGAAACCUGGGUCGACGAUUCCGGGAAACAGGCGAAUAACUUCAAAUCAUACGAUAAUGCUCUUGCAAGCUUCAAUUCUGGACAGAAGCGUGAGGGUAUACCGUCUUGGACGGAGCGCUGUGCCCGGAGAGUUGCAACAGUAGAAUCUCUGAGCGGCCGCCAUAUCUGGAAUCAAGUCUUACAAGAACGUGGGUUCGAUCUCAAGUGA
This is a messenger RNA of Neoarthrinium moseri, 828 nucleotides long. RefSeq lists its product as uncharacterized. The record is from RefSeq and is a predicted model, not a curated record. Gene Ontology annotation, molecular function: oxidoreductase activity. The transcript has a single exon. NCBI's taxonomy places the organism in Eukaryota, Fungi, Ascomycota, Sordariomycetes, Amphisphaeriales, Apiosporaceae. The coding region runs from base 1 to 828 and encodes 275 amino acids.